CUCUUCCAUCUCUUGUAUUCUGUUGCUGAUGCUCGUAUCUAUGGUUCCAGAUCUCUUUCCCAGGGUUUCUAUCUCCAGCAUUGCCUCACUUUGGGUUUUCUUUAUUUUGUCUACUUCCCUUUUUAGGUCUUGGAUGGUUUUAUUCAAUUCCAUCGCCUGUUUGGUUGUGUUUUCCUGCAAUUCUUUAAGGGAUUUUUGUGUUUCCUCUUUAAUGUCUUCUACCUGUUUAGUUAUGUUUUCCUGCAAUUCUAUAAGGGAUUUUUGUGUUUCCUCUUUAAUGUCUUCUACUUGUUUAGCAGUGUUCUUCUGUAUUUCUUUAAGUGAGUUAUUUAAGUCCUUCUUGAUAUCCUCUACCAUCAUCAUGAGAUAUGCUUUUAAAUCCAGGUCUAGCUUUUCAGGUGUGUUGGGGUGCCCUGGACUGGGCGAAGUGGGACUGCUGGGUUCUAAUGAUGACCAGCGUAUUACUGGGCAGGCAGAAGUGAAGCUGAGAGCCUUUUUGGGAGAUUAUGAUGGGAGUCAGAUGGAAGAAUGCUGUUUCAAGAUUCUGCUGAACAUCUGGUUCAAUGGUACAGCCAAUCAUCCACAUGAGGCGAACAUCUCACAGGGUGCCCUGUUUAUACUGCAGAAUUUCAGCAUAUAUUUGACAACUCUACUGAAAGGAGAAGCUGAGGUGCACAUAAUAUAGCCAAUAACUUGCCCUGGAAAUAAAAAGCAAAUAAUUGGCUUUCU
Mus musculus (house mouse) is the source of this 729-nucleotide messenger RNA. RefSeq names its product RIKEN cDNA 4930512M02 gene. The record is from RefSeq and is marked validated. NCBI's taxonomy places the organism in Eukaryota, Metazoa, Chordata, Mammalia, Rodentia, Muridae. Bases 29 to 685 code for a protein of 218 amino acids. The transcript has 4 exons.